Molecule: messenger RNA, 1669 nt
Organism: Mus pahari (shrew mouse)
Lineage: Eukaryota; Metazoa; Chordata; Mammalia; Rodentia; Muridae
Gene: Ssbp4
Product: single stranded DNA binding protein 4
Exons: 16
Coding region: 133-1392 (419 amino acids)
Biological process (GO): positive regulation of transcription by RNA polymerase II
Cellular component (GO): nucleus
Molecular function (GO): single-stranded DNA binding; protein binding
Source: RefSeq, a predicted model, not a curated record
CGCGCUUCCCGGAACAGCCCGCGGAGGGCAGCGCGGCGAGAACCCACCCGCGGCCGGGGCUCCCGCGCGGACAUGGCCGCGGGGAUCGGGGCGCGGGCAGCGAUGGCCACGCGCGCCUGACAGGUGCGGAGCAUGUACGGCAAGGCGAGCAAGGGCUGCGCGCCCUCGGACGGGCAGGCGCGCGAGAAGCUCGCGCUGUAUGUAUAUGAGUACCUACUGCAUGUGGGGGCACAGAAGUCAGCGCAGACCUUCCUGUCUGAGAUCCGUUGGGAAAAGAACAUCACAUUGGGUGAGCCUCCUGGCUUCCUGCACUCCUGGUGGUGUGUCUUCUGGGAUCUGUACUGUGCGGCACCAGACCGCAGGGAGGCCUGUGACCACUCCAGCGAGGCCAAAGUCUUCCAGGACUAUAGCGCAGCAGCAGCUCCCAGCCCUGUGAUGGGUACUAUGGCCCCUAACGAUGCAAUGGCAGCAGGUCCUGUGGCACCCGGCUUCUUUCAGCCCUUCAUGUCACCACGGUUCCCAGGGGGUGCCCGCCCAAUCUUAAGGAUGCCAGGCCAGCCUCCUGUAGGCCUCCCUGGCUCCCAACCCCUCAUCCCCGCUGCCAUGGACCCCUCCCCACGUGUGCAGGGGCACCCCAGCCUGGGAGGCCCGAUGCAGAGGGUGACCCCUCCGAGAGGAAUGGCCAGUGUUGGGGCCCAGGGUUAUGGAGCUGGCAUGCGGCCCCCACCCAACUCCCUUGCCACCAGCCAGGUCCUGCCGUCCAUGAACAUGGGUCCGGGAGUGCGUGGCCCAUGGGCCAGUCCCAGCGGUAACUCGAUCCCGUACUCUUCCUCAUCUCCUGGCAGCUACUCGGGACCCGCAGGAGGAGGCGGAGCCCCUGGAACACCCAUCAUGCCCAGCCCUGGAGACUCCACCAACUCCAGCGAGAACAUGUACACCAUCAUGAAUCCCAUCGGGCCGGGCGCUGGCAGGGCUAACGUGAGUGCGGGCCGGUGCGCCUCACCCGACGGGGACUCUGCGGGGGGCGGCCGGCCCGAGCCCCACGCUGCCCUAUGCCCGCAGUUCCCGCUCGGCCCCAGCCCGGAGGGCCCAAUGGCCUCAAUGAGCACGAUGGAGCCACACCACGUGAACGGAUCCCUGGGCUCGGGCGAUAUGGACGGGCUGCCGAAGCGCCGUCCCCAGAAUUCCCCCGGCGCCGUGGGCGGCCUGAGCAACGCCCCGGGGACCCCGCGCGACGAUGGCGAGAUGGCGGCUGCCGGGACCUUCCUGCAUCCGUUCCCGAGCGAAAGCGUAAGCGCCUGCGUCGACUCCCCACCCGCGGCCGCAGCGGGCCGGAGGGGCCUGGCGGGCAGACCCCGGCGGGGCGGCCGCGGGGCCAGAGCAAGACCGUGACCGCGGCGGGCCAGUACUCCCCCGGCAUGACCAUGAGCGUGUGAUAGUCCCGGCCUGAGCCCAGGGUCCUGCUGGUGAGGUCUCGGGUCGCGGCAGCACCCCUGCCAUCCGGACUCCUGGCUAGCCCGGCCGGCCGGCAGGGCCCCCACGAAGGACUUUAUCAUUUUCUAAACACACAUAUACACACACAAACUCAAAGGACCUCAGAGAAGUGCAGGCCUUCGGACCUGUGUGCACACGGGCUGGGGGGGGGGUUCUGCCAAUAAAUGCCAUUCCG